CUUCCCUAUCCUAUUGUUGUUUUUUUUCUCUUUUUUUUUUCGUCCUUUUCCCCGUUUAUGAUUUAUCUUUCCCCCCACAUUUUCCCUUCUGAGCGUGCGUGUGUGUGCAGCAAGUAUGAAAGAAACGGCGCGGAAAUUAAACCGAAAGGAGACGAAAGAUCAGAAGAAAAGAAGAGAAAAAUGAAGGGAGACUCGAGGGAAUAUGGUCUCAAAAACUAAAAUUAAGAAAGAAAGAAAAAAAAAAUGAAGUGCAGAGAGAAAAAAAAGAAGAGAGGAAGAAGAGUAAGAACAGAACCAAGAAGAAGCAGAAGAAGAAAAAGGAGGAAAGAAAAGAAAGGAAAAAAAAAUCAAAACAAAAGCAGAAAAUCCCAAGAGAGCGAGGCCAUCGGGCCAAGCCCAUGGGACAUGGCGGUGAGGGCGCUGUCGUGCGUGCCCUGCGCCCAGACCACCUGCCAGAAGAGGUCGAUGGUCAAGUACUGCUCCUUUGGCUUCGUCCUGGAUAUGUGCGGCUGCUGCUUCGUGUGUGGCAAGGGUCCGGGGGCGGCGUGCGGCGGCCAGUGGGCGUGGCACGGGCGCUGUGGGCGUGGCCUGGAGUGUCGCUACCCCGAGGUGCCGAAGGGCGACGUCUCGCCGCCCUUCUUCCUGAGCGGCCUCCCGGGGCGCUGCGUCAGCACCAACACCACCAUUUCGGACAAGAUCAACGUCUUUUUCUCGUGGAUUUCCUCCUUCAUCCAGAAUACGAUCAUGGGCGGGGACUAGGGUUGCUUCCCUCCUUAUCCUCCUCUUUGUUUCUCUCCUUCUCUUCCUCUUCCACUCGUUUAGCCUUUCUCCCUCUUCCUUCCCCUUUCUUACACGCUCAACCCCCUCCCCUCUCCUCCAACUCCCUCAUCGGUAUCUUGUCUUCCGUUCGGCUUUUGAUUCUAAAAUUAGUGUUCCUUUUUGUAGCUGUCUCUCUAUCUCUCCUUUUUCCAUUAGGCAUUUAUUGUAUAUUUACCUUUGUUUUGCUAAAACCAUUGUUAACACAGCUAAUGUCAUCUUAAUUUUAAGAAUAUCAUUAGUUUUCAUUAUAUUUUUUUCUCUAAACUAAAACAAAGUGAUAAUAGUGACUUGGGAAAAUGAAGUGAUAAUGAGUGAAAAAAGGAAGGAACUGUACGAAAAAAAAAAAUCAACAAAAUAAACUCUGCGGACCAGCACGCCGCGUUUCAUUACAAUUGCGGUCGCAGCUUGUUCGAGCGUCAUCACAGAUUUAGAAAACUCUUCAUCAAACAGGGAAGGACAGAGAAAUUGCGCGAAAGAAGGGAUAGAGAGAAUUAUGCAAGGAGCUUAUCGGACCGCUCGUCGCCACACUUUUCCCACGCUGACUAUUAAGGCGUAGAAUACAUGUGGAUUUAACUAACAAGCCAAACAGUAAUAUAAUCAUUAUUCAUAACAAAUCUCCCGUCCCUUCGCACCAUAAUCUUUAAUCAUAGCUUAAUUACGAAUAUCUAUCGAGUGAGCGAUUUUAUGUGAAACAUAUAUAUAUAUAU
Messenger RNA from Penaeus chinensis, 1526 nucleotides. Its product is annotated as single insulin-like growth factor-binding domain protein-2. Gene Ontology annotation, molecular function: insulin-like growth factor binding. The coding region runs from base 244 to 759 and encodes 171 amino acids. Gene Ontology annotation, biological process: regulation of cell growth; regulation of signal transduction. NCBI's taxonomy places the organism in Eukaryota, Metazoa, Arthropoda, Malacostraca, Decapoda, Penaeidae. The record is from RefSeq and is a predicted model, not a curated record. Gene Ontology annotation, cellular component: extracellular region. The transcript is spliced from 3 exons.